Messenger RNA from Camelina sativa (false flax), 1844 nucleotides. The record is from RefSeq and is a predicted model, not a curated record. NCBI's taxonomy places the organism in Eukaryota, Viridiplantae, Streptophyta, Magnoliopsida, Brassicales, Brassicaceae.
CUCUUCCACGCGGAAAAGCAGAAAUUUUUUUAAGCGAUAAAAAAAAAAAAUGGAAACUUGAAAAAGAUAAUCUCUUUGGCUCUUCGAUUUUUGUUUGGAUUAUUAUUUACCUUAGAUCGGAGCAAGUUUUAAAGAAUCAAGAGGGUUUUGUUCAGGAUAACGUAAUUGGGAUUACUCGCACAUCGUUGUUGAUUCUGGACAAUACUUCACUUGGCCUAUCUUGAGUGCCAGUGUUUUCGUUGUUAUUGCCAUCAUCCUCCCCAUGUAUCUUAUCUUCGAGCACUUAGCUUCUUAUAAUCAACCUGAGGAACAGAAGUUUCUUAUUGGACUUAUUCUGAUGGUUCCUGUUUAUGCCGUGGAAUCGUUUUUGUCUUUGGUGAAUUCAGAAGCAGCUUUCAACUGCGAGGUGAUUCGGGAUUGUUAUGAAGCCUUUGCACUCUAUUGUUUCGAGAGAUAUUUGAUAGCUUGCCUAGAUGGAGAGGAACGUACAAUUGAAUUCAUGGAACAGCAGACAGUUAUUACUCAGAGCACUCCUCUUCUGGAAGGCACAUGUUCUUAUGGAGUUGUGGAGCAUCCCUUUCCAAUGAACUGCUUCGUAAAAGAUUGGAGUCUUGGUCCUCAGUUUUAUCAUGCUGUGAAAAUUGGCAUUGUUCAAUAUAUGAUACUGAAAAUGAUUUGUGCUCUUUUAGCAAUGAUCCUUGAAGCCUUUGGGGUUUAUGGAGAAGGGAAGUUUGCAUGGAAUUAUGGAUAUCCAUAUCUGGCUGUAGUGCUCAAUUUCAGUCAAACAUGGGCAUUAUAUUGCCUUGUACAGUUCUAUAAUGUCAUCAAAGAUAAGCUAGCACCCAUUAAACCACUGGCCAAGUUUUUAACAUUUAAGUCUAUUGUAUUCCUCACCUGGUGGCAAGGUAUUAUUGUUGCAUUCCUCUUCUCUAUGGGACUCUUCAAAGGGUCUUUGGCUAAGGAGCUGAAAACGCGAAUACAAGACUACAUCAUCUGUAUCGAAAUGGGAAUUGCUGCUGUGGUCCAUCUCUAUGUCUUCCCAGCAGCGCCUUACAAGCGUGGAGAAAGAUGUGUUCGUAAUGUAGCAGUCAUGUCAGAUUAUGCCUCUUUAGAUGUACCACCUGAUCCAGAAGAGGUUAAAGAUAGUGAAAGAACUACUAGAACUCGGUAUGGUAGACAUGAGAUAGAGAAACGCUUGAAUUUCCCACAAAGUGUUCGUGAUGUUGUGCUUGGGAGCGGUGAAAUCAUUGUGGAUGACAUGAGGUUCACGGUUUCUCACGUGGUGGAACCGGUUGAAAGAGGGAUAGCGAAAAUAAAUAGAACAUUCCAUCAGAUAUCUGAAAAUGUGAAAAGAUUUGAGCAGCAGAAGAAAACGACAAAGGAUGAUUCAUAUGUGAUUCCACUGAAUCCAUGGACUAAAGAAUUCUCAGAGAUUCACGAAAACCUUCACGAUGGAGGGAGUGUAAGCGACAGCGGUCUAGGAAGCACAAAGCGGCAUCACCAGUCUAGAGUUUCAGGAUUGUGGACUCGAAUGCGAAGGUAAAAAAAAAACAAAUGGUGGUGCAAAGCAACCAAAGCUGCAAGAAUGCUGAAGAUGCCUCUUUAUUUUUUGGGGAAGUCUCAUCUUCGUCAACACCAUCUAACAAAAAGAAGUUGUAGAUUUUAUGAGAUGAUGAUGCUCAUCUGCUUGGAUUACACACAGGUAAAACAACAGAUGCUACUACUGACUAGUUUUCUCUACUCUUUUAUACAACUUCAUCGAGAAGUUAGAUUUGUAUCUCGCAAUGACAGAUUGUGUUACACAUAAAAAUAAAAUAAAAAGUUUGUCACGGCUAAACAAAAUC